CGCGCUCGGGUGCUAACGCUGCCUCCGCCCGCAGGUGCCCCCGAGGAUGGUGGCGCGGCCCUAGGCCCAGGCCCCGCACCAUGACCUGCUGGCUGUGCGUCCUGAGCCUGCAGCUCCUGCUCCUGCGCGCGGCCCCGCCCCCGGCGGGCGGCUGCCCGGCCCGCUGCGAGUGCACGGCGCCCACGCGCGCGGUGGCCUGUCCCCGGCGCCGCCUGACCGCCGUGCCCGACGGCAUCCCGGCCGAGACGCGCGUGCUGGAGCUCAGCCGCAACCGCAUCCGCUGCCUGAACCCGGGCGACCUGGCGGCGCUGCCGCAGCUGGAGGAGCUGGACCUGAGCGAGAACGUGAUCGCGCACGUGGAGCCGGGCGCCUUCGCCAACCUGCCGCGCCUGCGCGUGCUGCGCCUGCGCGGCAACCUGCUGAAGCUCAUCCCGCCCGGGGUCUUCACGCGCCUGGGCAACCUCACGAUGCUGGACCUGAGCGAGAACAAGCUCGUCAUCCUCCUGGAUUACGCCUUCCAGGACCUGCGCCGCCUGCGCCGCCUGGAGGUGGGCGACAACGACCUGGUGUUCAUCUCGCGCCGCGCCUUCGCGGGGCUGCUGGCGCUCGAGGAGCUGACCCUGGAGCGGUGCAACCUCACGGCGCUGUCCGCGGAGUCGCUGGGCCACCUGCGCGGCCUGGGCGCGCUGCGCCUGCGGCACCUGGCCAUCGCCGCCCUGGAGGACCAGAACUUUCGGCGGCUCCCGGGGCUGCUGCACCUGGAGAUCGACAACUGGCCGCUGCUGGAGGAGGUGGGCGCCGGCAGCCUGCAGGGCCUCAACCUGACCUCGCUGUCCGUCACCCACACCAACAUCACCGCCGUGCCGGCCGCCGCGCUGCGCCACCAGGCGCACCUCACCUGCCUCAACCUGUCGCACAACCCCAUCAGCACCGUGCCGCGCGGUUCCUUCCGCGACCUGGUGCGCCUGCGCGAGCUGCACCUGGCCGGGGCCCUGCUGGCCGUGGUGGAGCCGCAGGCCUUCCUGGGGCUGCGGCAGAUCCGCCUGCUCAACCUCUCCAACAACCUGCUCUCCACGCUGGAGGAGAGCACGUUCCACUCGGUCAACACGCUGGAGACGCUGCGCGUGGACGGGAACCCGCUGGCCUGCGACUGUCGCCUGCUCUGGAUCGUGCAGCGCCGCAAGACCCUCAACUUCGACGGGCGGCUGCCGGCCUGCGCCACCCCCGCCGAGGUGCGCGGCGACGCGCUGCGCAACCUGCCCGACUCGGUGCUCUUCGAGUACUUCGUGUGCCGCAAGCCCAAGAUCCGCGAGCGGCGGCUGCAGCACGUCACGGCCGCCGCGGGCCAGGCCGUGCGCUUCCAGUGCCGGCGCGCGCGCGUGCUGCCCGGGGGCACGCUGGCCAUCCAGGACGCGCGGCCGCAGGACAGCGGCACCUACACGUGCGUGGCCAGCAACGCGGGCGGCAAUGACAGCUACUUCGCCACGCUGACCGUGCAGCCCGAGCCGGCCGCCAACCGGACCCCGGGCGAGGGCCGCAACGACACGCAGGCGGCCGCGCGCUUCCCGCUGGACCUCACCACCAUCCUGGUGUCCACCGCCAUGGGGUGCAUCACCUUCCUGGGCGUCGUCCUCUUCUGUUUCCUGCUGCUCUUCGUGUGGAGCCGCGGCCGCGGGCAGCACAAGAACAACUUCUCCGUGGAGUACUCCUUCCGCAAGGUGGACGGGCCGGCCGCCGCCACCGGCCAGGGCGGCGCCCGCAAGUUCAACAUGAAGAUGAUCUGAGGGCCCCGGGGGCCCACCUCCCACUGCCCUCGCCCUGCUG
This is a messenger RNA of Ceratotherium simum simum (southern white rhinoceros), 1824 nucleotides long. NCBI's taxonomy places the organism in Eukaryota, Metazoa, Chordata, Mammalia, Perissodactyla, Rhinocerotidae. The record is from RefSeq and is a predicted model, not a curated record.